Mytilus trossulus (common blue mussel) is the source of this 12679-nucleotide messenger RNA. Its product is annotated as helicase domino-like. The record is from RefSeq and is a predicted model, not a curated record. Gene Ontology annotation, molecular function: ATP binding; ATP-dependent chromatin remodeler activity; histone binding. Gene Ontology annotation, biological process: chromatin remodeling. Bases 238 to 11331 code for a protein of 3697 amino acids. Gene Ontology annotation, cellular component: Swr1 complex. Lineage: Eukaryota; Metazoa; Mollusca; Bivalvia; Mytilida; Mytilidae. The transcript is spliced from 50 exons.
GCAUGCGCUCCCUCUUUCUUAUCAAACAUUCUCGUUAAACUUGCACAAUGGCCGGAUAGAUUCGACACAAAUUGGAAAUUUAGCAUCGAAAAAAUAUGCUUAUCCAAUUUGAGGCUUUCUAACUAUUGUGUCAAAAUGUGUAGAUAAAUCGCUGAUAAGGUUGGAUUGAGGGUUUUUGACCUGAGAUGGGAGGACAUUUGUCUAGAAAACAGUAACUCAAAAAUAGGGAAGUAGAGGAUGCACCAGGAUGGCACAGAUAAAUCUGAAAUACAGCAGCCUGGAGUUGACAUUCUAACUGGCAUUCCAAUCACUGCCCAAGCAUUAUGUCGACAGUUAAUUCAAGGAUCACCAGCCAACACAGCUCCAGGCACACCUGUCUAUGGUCUGACUUCAGGGAUCCCAUCGACUGUGCCUCGGACAGUUAAACAAGAGUUACCAAGUAGACAGUCAGGAGGUGGUACCGUACAUCAUCAUGGUCCUAUACCACCACGGACAGGGUCAGGACCCUCGCAUACCAACCUUACAAAUAAAAUGUCUAAUCAACAAAAAUCCAGCACUGGAGGACAUUCUUCAUCUGCCUUUGCUGCUGCUAAUAAACUUUUGAUGGAGACUAAAUCUCACAGUGGACUAAGUUCCACAUUCCCUAACCUAACAGCUCUAGCUAAUCAGAGCUCGACCGGUCCCUCGCCAAAGAAAAAAAUAAAAGUGGAAGAGAAACCUCCACCAACGUCUGAAAUAGCUAAUUACAGGAAACUUGUUCAUGAUAACAAAAUUAAAGAAAUGUUAGAAAUCAAAGAGAAUUAUAUUGAAAAUUUGUCUGAACUGUUUUUCCUGCAAAAUGGGGGCAACAUGAUGGAUUAUUUUGUAUGGACGAAAAGACCAACACCACAAUUAGUCAAUUUCUUGAAAUCUUCAAACAUUGAUAGUGAUGAUGAAGAAGAUCAUGGUUUAGAAAGGAAAAUUAAUAAUGAGGUGAAGGUUUUAACAUGCAGUGGAAGUAAUGUUCCUAUUGCCACUCCAGUGGCAAUAUCAACCACACUACCACCAUCUGUGGCAGCUCUCAACCAGCAGGAGAUGGCACAGUCAGCCAUGUCUCCUCCACUAACAGUUUCCAGUUCUUUGACGACAAUUGUAACACCAGCUGUGACCAUGCCACAACUACAGAGUCAGCUGACAAAGACCGUUACAGAUAUCAAACCACUCAGUGUUAUCACUUCUAUAAUAACAAAGUCUGCAAGUUCACCUGCAUUAUCCACUAUGGUGAAAAGCCACAAGUCACCACCAGUUUCUCCACUGACCACUACUCCUAGACCAUCACAGAUAUCCUCUGUAUAUGAUGUAGGCUCACAAGAGGCUAUUGUAGAGAGAGCUAAACAGGAGGCUCAAGUAAUGCAGAGAGUUGCAGAAUUAAGAAAAGAUGGAUUGUGGUCCUCAAGAAGGUUACCAAAAGUUCAUGAACCUCCAAGGUGUAAAGGUCAUUGGGAUUACCUACUGGAAGAAAUGCAGUGGUUAGCUGCAGAUUUCCAGCAAGAGAGGAAAUGGAAAAAAGUGGCAGCUAGAAAGAUUGCUAAAAUGGUAACCAAACAUUUCCUAGAGAUGGAGCAGAGAGAACAAAAAGCAGAGGAAGAAGAAGGAAAGAAAUUAAAGAAAAUAGCCAGUCAGAUUGCUAAAUGUGUUAAAGAAUUUUGGUCCAACAUUGAAAAGGUUGUGCAAUAUAAACAACAGAGUCGCUUGGAAGAAAAAAGAAAGAAAGCUUUAGAUAUCCACUUAAACUUCAUAGUGGAUCAAACAGAAAAAUAUUCCACCUGGCUGACUGAAGGAUUGAAACAAGGCAGUUCAGUGGGCUCAACAGCAGGCUCUGUGGGCUCUCUUAGUGAAGCAGGAGAUGAUGAGUUUAAACCAGAGGUUGAAGAAUCAGAUGAUGAAGAAACAAUAGAGAAAGAAGAAGAAGAAAUGGAUGAGUCAUCAACAAAAGAUGAGCUUGAAGCAUUACAGAAAGAAAGUGAAGUACCCUUAGAAGAUCUGUUAAAAACUUUGCCAUCAGACAUUUUGGAAAAACCAGCAAGUUUACCUGAUGAAGAUGAGUUGGAUGAGCCUGAGCAGGAUGAUGGUAAAGAUGAAGAGUUUACAGGAAAGGAAGAAGAUGAGGCAGACAAGGAAGAAACAAUAGCUGAACAAGAGAAACAUGAGAAAAAAACAGACUAUAGUAAUGAAUUAAAAGAUCUAGAGGAUGAGGGUGAUUUACCUAUGGACGAGUUGUAUAAGAAGUAUGCUGCUGCUUAUGAUAGCGACUUUGAGUAUGAUGAACCAAGUGAUGAGGAAGGAGAUGAUGAAACGGACGAAGAGGAAGAGGAGGAAUCUGAAGAAGAAGAGGAAGAGGAGGAGGAGGAAGAAGUUGAUGUAGAAGAGGAUGUUGGUUUAGAAUCAUUGAUGGAACAAGAUCAAGAACCAGUCAAGGAAGAAUUUGACCCAACUGGACCAGGCAAAGAGCUGACAGAUAUUGCUGCUGAAGCUGCCAGUCUACAACCUAAAGGCUACACAUUAGACUCCACCAGUGUGAAGACAACCAUUCCAUUCCUGUUGAAACACACUAUGAGAGAGUAUCAACAUGUAGGACUGGACUGGUUAGCUACUAUGUACGAGAAAAGGCUUAAUGGUAUUCUGGCUGAUGAAAUGGGUCUGGGCAAGACAAUCCAAACAAUAGCACUUCUGGCUCAUCUGGCAUGUGAAAAAGUGAUUUGGGGACCUCAUUUGAUUGUUGUACCAACAAGUGUUAUGUUAAAUUGGGAACUUGAAUUGAAGAAAUGGUGUCCAGCAUUUAAGAUCUUGACUUACUAUGGAACACAGAAAGAAAGAAAAUUGAAGAGACAGGGUUGGACCAAAACCAAUGCAUUCCAUGUUUGUAUAACGUCUUACAAAUUGGUCAUUCAAGAUCACCAGGCUUUCAGAAGGAAGAAAUGGAAAUAUCUUAUUUUAGAUGAGGCUCAGAACAUCAAGAAUUUUAAAUCUCAAAGAUGGCAGAUGUUGUUAAACUUCUCAAGUCAGCGGAGACUUCUCCUUACUGGUACCCCUCUACAGAACAGUUUGAUGGAGUUGUGGUCCUUGAUGCAUUUCCUUAUGCCCCAUGUGUUCCAGUCACACAAAGAAUUCAAGGAAUGGUUUGCUAAUCCGUUAACUGGUAUGAUAGAAGGCAGUCAUGAAUACAAUGAAAGUCUCAUCAGAAGGCUACAUAAGGUAUUGAGACCAUUCUUAUUGAGGAGAUUAAAAUGUGAUGUUGAAAAACAGAUGCCUAAGAAAUUUGAACAUGUUGUAAUGUGUCACUUGUCCAAAAGACAAAGAUAUCUUUAUGAAGAUUUCAUGUCUCAAGGAGCAACAAGAGAAACUUUACAAUCAGGACAUUUUAUGUCUGUCAUCAAUGUACUGAUGCAGUUGAGAAAAGUCUGUAAUCAUCCAAGUUUGUUUGAUCCACGACCAAUUAUUUCACCAUUCCAGGCCGAGGGCAUAUGUUAUCGCACAUCUUCAUGUGUCCUGAACGUUUUAGAAUAUGAUCCAUUGAGGGAUAUAGACUUGUACAGUUUAUACCCCAGUUUAGCUGACAUGGAGAUAAAUCUACCAGCAUUUGUUGCUCAUCGGGUAAGGGGACUGCAAACAAGUAGAAAGUUGAUAGAAGAAAUAGAUGAUGUGGAGGAAUGUGAACAACGACCAGUCCCAGGAAAACUUCAGCCUACCUCAUUUCCAAGCGUCUUCCAACAGUGUGGAAGGUCUUCACCAGCAAUUACAAGUACUGUAAUGUCCAAUGGUGGUUACCCUGCCUCCUCUGUUCCUGUGAUGACACCAACGGUCACUACAGUAUCAACACCAGGAAUGGUCACAGUGGCUUCCAGUAUGCCAGUCACAAGUGUGGUACAGACCAACAAACUACAGACAAAAGUGGUUCCUCAGUCUGCUGGACAGACACCUGUUUCCACUCAGCCAAUCACAGUACAGAUACAACAGACUGACCAAGGAGCAAGACUGAUGAUACCUGCUGGACAGUUGUCUCAGUUACCAGCUGGGUUUAUACAGAUAGUACAGACUUCCUUGGGACAACAGAUGAUUGCUACAUCUGCAGUCAGUUCAGUAGCCACUACAGCUUCUGCAGUAGUAAAUGGGCAUCAGACCAUAACCACUACAGCAAGUUCUUCUGUAACAGCAACUACGAUGGCAACAAUGGUCAGACCAUCUGUACAACUGCCUAUAUCUACUAUGGGUAACCAGAAGCCGAUGAUGAGAGUCAGUCCUCUGACAUCUGAAUCACAAGCAUCAUCGUCCAUUAUAAAUGUGACAGAUUUAUCAGGGAAUGUAAAGUUACCUGGUACACCCUUGCAGAACAAAUCAGCUGUGAAGAAAAGGGUCAGGAAAGAGAUCAAGAAAUCCGAGUUCUAUUGUAAUUCAUUGGAAGAAAAGAAAAUGAGAGAAAGAGAACAAAAGUUAGAUUUUAUUGCUAAUACAAAUGAGAAACAUUGUUCGCGUGUGCCUGUUUAUGGACAAGACUUGUGUCACACUGUUGACGUGUUCAGAGAUAUGAAUAGGACGUGUGUAAAAGACAAUACAUGGAAAGGUUUAGGCAUGGUAUACUGUCGUAAUGUCCAUACCUGGCCUAAUGUUAAUCAUCCUAGUUAUUACUGGAAACAAACCAAAGUGCUUUCAAAUCUUAUAAAUACUCCAGAACAAUUCCUACACAAAAUGGAGGAUAUCCUGCUAAGGUACACAUUCAUCACUCCUCCUUGUACAGCUCCCAGGAUACAGAUGCAUGUGUCUCAUCCGCCUCCUCAAUAUCUGGUGGAACAAAGGAGACGGGAGACACUACUGCAGAGUCAACUGUCUCCUAAAGCAACUUGUCUUCAUCCUAUAUCAACCAGACUUCUGGUACAGUUCCCAGAAAAACGUUUGAUACAGUAUGAUUGUGGAAAACUUCAAGUGCUGGAUAUUUUAUUACAUAGACUUAAAACAGAAGGACAUAGAGUAUUAAUAUUCACACAGAUGACAAAAAUGUUGAACAUUUUAGAGGCAUUCCUUAACUACCAUGGACACAUAUAUUUACGUCUUGACGGAACUACUAAGGUUGAACAAAGACAAUUCCUAAUGGACAGAUUCAAUGCGGAUAGGAGGAUAUUUGUGUUUAUUUUAUCCACACGAUCAGGUGGUAUAGGUGUGAAUUUGACAGGUGCUGAUACUGUGAUAUUUUAUGAUAGUGAUUGGAAUCCAACUAUGGACGCUCAAGCUCAGGAUCGAUGUCAUAGGAUUGGGCAGACUAGAGAUGUUCAUAUCUAUAGACUUGUGAGUGAGAGAACUGUAGAAGAGAACAUCUUGAAGAAAGCCAACCAGAAAAGAAUGUUGGGUGAUAUGGCUAUCGAAGGAGGAAACUUUACUACAACAUUCUUCAAAGAGCAAACAAUCAAAGACUUGUUUUCUGAGCCAUCAGGUUUAGAUUCCUUGGUGAAGGAGAAGGAAGACAGAAAAGAAAAAGAAGAUGCUGUCCCUGUCCCACCUGAAGCUGUUGAUCUGAAAAUGAAAUCUAUGAAAGAAGUAGCUGGAGGUGAUGAUAAACCAGUCACUUCAGAUACAGCUGUUAUCACUCAGUUUGAAAAGGCACUGGCCAAGACAGAAGAUGAUACUGAUGCUGUAGCUGUUGAUCAAGUAAAAGCUGAACAAAAAGCAGAACUGGCAGAAUUUGAUGAAAAUAUCCCCUGGGAUGAAAGAGAGGCUGAAAGAAAAAGGGAAGAAGAUGAAUCCAAAGUGGAAAUGGAAUUAGCUAUGUUGGAAAAGGAGCUAACACCAGUGGAGAGAUAUGCAGUUAUCUUCAUGGAAGAUGAGAUGGAUCCCUUGGCUGAAGAACUACAGAUUGCAGAGGAGGAUAUACAAAAUGCCAAAAAAGAUUGGGAGCUUGGUCGAUUGAAGGCUUUAAAGGAAGAAGAAGAAAGACGUUUAGAGGUUGAAGAGGAUGAGAUGCUGUUUACAUACACCAGGGAGGACGCGUUUAACCAGGUGAAGAAAUCGGCCAAGAAAGCUAAAUCUGCUAAGGCCAAGACACCGGCACGUGAUCGUACCCCUUCAGCUAGGAAACGUCCUAUUAAGAAAAAGGAUGAGAAUUAUGUCAUAGAUGAGGAUAAAAGGAGAUCAGAUCAAGGGCUUUCUGAUCCUAUUUUCCGUACUCCCAAGUUGGGUGUAGGGAGACCUCCCAAAAACAAAACGCCUAAAAUAACCCCAAAUAAACAAACUCCAAAAUCUGCCAAAGGUAGAAAAUCAGUAGACAAAGUAGAUGUAGAAAUUAUUGAUGUAAAUGAUACACCAAAACAAUUGAAAUCAAAGAGGCAACGCCCACCAAAAACUACACCUAAAAUGACAGAAGAAGAAAAAGCUCAAACGUCCAAACUAGUCUCAAAAAUACUAGCUCAGGCCAACCAAAAAGUACCAGCAGCAUGCACACCACCUCCAAAUAUAACAUCAUUGCAGCAAGAACAAACUACAUAUUCACAACAGCUUCUUGCUCAGAGUCAAAAGGCAGACUUAUCAAGAGCACAGCUGGUGUCAGCCAUGCAGAAAAUGCAGGCAGCAAACAUGUCGUCAAAACCUUCAAUGCAUCAACCACAACUUCUUACACCAUCACAACUACAACACCUGAAACAAAUCAUCUCCAGUGCUAGUCGUAACAUAACACCUGGUCAACCUCUGCCUCAACAGAUCCAGGGUCAGCAAUACAUCACACAAUCACCAGUCAAAUCCUCUCAAGGAGCUCCAGUCCAGCAGUUGUUCUUACAAACCUCGCCAAAUCAACCAGGUCAAUAUGUCAUUUCUCAAGGUCAAAACAUGGUUCCACAGUUAAUCACGCAACAUCUUCCACAGAUACAACAAAUUCAGGGUGCUCAGACAGUUGUCACUCCAUCUUUUGUUCAGGUUCAGGGGCGAGGUGGCAUGGUUGGUACACCGACUUUGUAUCAGGUUCAGGGUUCACAGCCUGGUGCUGCACCAUCUCUGGUACAAAUACAACAACCACAAAACAUUCCAGCUUUUCUACAGGUUCAGAAUUCGUCAGCACCAGGUUCUGCUCCUCAGAUGAUUCAGGUUCAAGGUUCACAGCAGGCCUCUAGAAUGAUUCAGGCAACAUCAAAAAUCACACCACCUACUACACAAGUUGUUCACUUUCAGACAUCACCGUCUGCACUUCUUGCUCAGAUUCAGGCUUCUAGAGUUCACAGCAUUCAACAAGGUCAGAGAAAUCCAAAUUGUCAGUCUGUUUUAUCAUCAGUACAAAAAACACACCCUACCAUUGUGCAAGCACCUCAAGGUACACAGCUUGUCAUACCACCUUCAAAACAGACACCAUUAAAAAGUACACAAUUCCCUGCAUAUUCACAGUCCAACACAGUUCUAUCACAAGUUCAAAUGGGCACCACACCUUCCAUAAUCAAUGUACAAAACAUGCCACAACAAUCCAUGAAAUCAGCCACAAAUAAACCUACCCAGUAUGCAACAGUUCAGGAUAUUCAGUUGGUUGUAACAAACGCAUCUGGUAUUCCCAAGGUUGUCAGUGCACAAAGGUCAUCUCCAGCAAUACAACAAGCUAGACCACAAACUGUACAAGUUCAUGCAUCACAAGCAUCAUUAACAGGUGGCACAGUACAACAAAUUAAACCAGUGCCACAGCAAGUCAUUACACAAAACAGUGCAGGUCAACCUGUCUUGUCAUUCAUUAGAAUGGCAGGCAAUCAAAACACACAACAAGUACAAGUAAACCCUAGCAUUAGCUCUGCUCCUCGGCCUGCAGCUGGCCAGCAAGGUGUGGUCUAUUUACAAUUGGCAGGUGGCAAAGCUAUACCUGUUUCGUUAGCUAGCUCUCAAAUGACCAUGCCUGUUGUGAAAGCUGAGAGAGCCAGGAGUACUGCUGUACCUAAAGUACGAAAUGUAAUGCCAACACUUGUUGUCACACAGGGAGGAAUACAAAUGGCUAAUGGUCCUGUAACCACUAGCAGGAUCAACUCCCCUGUUUCACGAUUUCAAGUGGCUGGUAAUGUUGGACAGGUACAGAGAGUUACCAGGCCACCGCUAGUGGCAAGUGCUCGUCCUGCUAUAGCUACAGUUAGCAUGGCUGCUAGGCAGCAAUCCCCUGCUUCAACUGUCCCUCCUCCGUGGAACAAUCCUAAUCUAGUCAUUCGGACCAGGAGGGCAGCUGUACAGGAGGUAGUUAACAAAGCAGGGCUAGAAAAUGGGGAAAUACCCCUCAUUCAAAAUCAAAGUAUUGUUAAACCAGAGACAAUUCAUAUACCUAGUGCUAAUGUAGAUAGUAAAAAUGGUUGUGUUGAAGAUCAUGGUUAUGAAGUCUUUAAAUCUGAUGUUGAUCAAGAAAAAAUGACAAUGUGGACCCCUCCCACCCCACCACAUGAUGAUAAUGACAUCUAUAUUGACCAAUCAAUGUGCUUCCUGUAUGAACACAGUACUAUGCCAGAGACGCAACUACCACCCAUCUACAUCAAGAAGGAACACAAGAAACCCAAGAUUGAAUCCAUCACAACAAGAAAACAGAAACAAAGAAAAGAAGAACAACCAAGAGUCCCACGAUCAUUGUUUGACAGACCUACAUCUGCUCUUCUCAAGUUACGUAGAGAGGCCAAACUUAAACAAGGCUUAUUGAAACCCUUCCGUCCAGUUCCACAGAUGAUUAACAAACCACCAGAUCCCACACCUGAUCAUCCAGAAUGGCUCAUACAUGAGGACUGGGCAUUGCUACAGGCUGUGCAGACGAUAUUUGAUGUUCCAUUAAAUCUAAUGGUUGUUUCCCCUGCUCACUUACCAAACUGGGACUUAGUGGCAGAUAUUGUCAAUAGUUUAAGUCGAUUGUAUCGCUCAGCCAAGCAGUGUAAAAAUAGAUAUGAAAAUGUAAUCAUACCGAGGGAGGAAGGCAGAAUAUUGUAUGAUAUCAACCCUAAAAAACAGAGCAAGAAAACUAAAGGAAUUUAUAAGACAAAGAACAACCGUCCAAUGAGAACAAGUCAGUUAUUUGUUCAAGAUAACCAGAAUGCUAUCAGUAUGUUAUACAGUCUGAGGUUUGACGGAGUCAAGGGUAUAGCCACUAAACGUCCACCUCCACUCAAACAGACUCUGGUUAAUCCUACAUUGAAGAAUCCAAAGCAUGCUUCUGUCCUGUCGGAGAAUGAAAUCAACUACGAACAACCACUGACACCAAUGCAGGUGGCUGAGAUCAGGGCACAGAGAAUACAAAGAGAAAAGAAACAGAACCAAGCUGCUGCCGCUGCUUCUGCCGAACAACAGCUUCAGAAAUCUCAAGCACAAACUACCCAGGCUACCCCUACACCUGCCACACCUUCCCAAGGAACCACAGCUGUCGUGGUGGCACAAAGUAUAGCUGGAGCAGUCACUAGUCAACAGUUACAACAGAUUUACACUACUGUCACAACAGCUGGUCUCCAGACGGCCACAUUAGCCAAGACAGCAGUAGGACAGGCAGUGACGGCUGUGUCCUUACCUCGUGCUGCCAGUAACAUUGUAGUUAAUACACCACCAGGAGUGGCAUCUAACUUUGCUGCUAUCAAUAGAAGGAUGAGUCAGGCCAGUGCAGGACAGCCUGCUACUGUGGCUGUAUCAAAUAUGUUGACAUCAGCCAUUCGAGCUCAGCGUCCAGCAGCUCCUCAAACCAUACAGGAGAUUACCUCUGUAAGUCAGGGUGCCACAGGACAGAUAGCUCAGAUCACUACAGCUAGGACACAAGUCUCUACAGUAACCACAUUGACACCAGCUCAGUUAGCAGUGGCAGCAGCCCAACAACGAAUACCUGGUAUCACAACUAUUGCUGGAAAUACUGUGGUAGGACAACAACUGACAGUAGCUGCUGGUAAAACAUUGACACCACAACAACAAUUAAUGCAACAGAGACAUCUGAUUGGUCACCAGGCUAUACAACAACAACAACAACUCAGGAUGCAGAAACUUAAUAUUACACAACAGCAAUUACGACAGAUUCAACAGAGUGCUCGUCCAGGGAUUCCCCAGAAAACAGUUAUAGCUCAACAGCUGGUCACCAGUGUGGCUCAGGUUCCACGGAUGAAGAGACAACUGACACAGGAUGAGUUAAAUCGUCUGAAACAACAACAGCAGCUUAUCCAGAAACAGGGACAAUUACAAUUGCCAGCUACACAGAUAAUAGCCCAGGGUCAGGUGCAGCAAGUUGGUCAGCCUGUUUCAGUGGCUGGAACUUCUGCCCACUUAGUGAAGACCGUGUCCACACCAGUACCGCUACAACUACCCACCAGUACAGCUGUCAGUAUAAACGUUACAGUUCCUGCUCAAAAGACAAAUAUAGCUACCAAAGCAACAAUCAGUCAGCUUCAGAAGGGACAGUUACCUCCAAUGCAAUUACUUAGAAAAGCACAGCCCAUUCCUGGACAACAGAAAAUCACUUCCAUUACCCAGCAAAUGGGGAAGACUCAGAUACCUCUCAAUACAGUUCAGAUCAUACCUCAACCUCAAAGUGCCUCUGGUCGACCUCUAACCUACCAGCUGCAGCAAAUCAUGAGUACAAACAAACCUCAUCAGGGGUCAAUGAUAAUAACGUCUCAGCCGACAAUCAUUGCCACAGUUACUCAGAGUCAGCCCUCAGGACAGAUUGUUACUAAAGUCCUCACCUCAUCCCAAGGUACCAUACCAACUUCACAGAUACACACCAUUUCCGUGGCAUCACCUGCAAUUAGUCAGGUGUCAGUGGCUGCCAGUGCACCAACACAGAUACCUGUAGCAACAAUUAGCAUGGCUCACCCCUCUCAACAGGUUGCCAAGUCUGUCACAGUGGCAACAGUCAGUAAUGUUAGCGGCAACACUGUUCAAGUUCAUCCAGUGGCAACUCAUCAGGCUAGGAUGGCCACUUUAUCACAGGCUUCAAUAGUGGCACAUCCUAUUCAACAGAUUCAAGUGACUCCUAGUGGCUCAUCAGUACAGCAGCCAGCCACAAUUCACGUUCAUUCCACAUCUCAGCCGUCAACGGGCACAGUAGUGCCUCAUACAUCAUCACCAUUGACAUUGACUGUUACCCCAGCUAAUCAAACACCACCCCCUAAUGUAACAUUAAUUCAGCAACAGGUACCAGUUUCACAAACAACAGUACAGACUGGUACCGUCACUUCACAGGCAGCUCUAGCAGCAGCUGCAGCACUACCCCCACAGUCACCAGUAGGUCCAGGAAUUGUUACCACAGUGGUACAGACUCCACAAGGUGGGCAACAGUCUUUAAAACCUUCACCCUAUGCCAUGAGGACUAGGAAUCAACCAAAACAUCAAUAGUUAUUGACAUACUCAAAAUGAUUCAUUUGAUAUUUUAUUGAUUGAUGACUAGAAAUCAUAGUUUCUAUAUACUUUAAAUAGGGACAAGACCAAUAAGAUGUGACGUAAAAAUCUACCAGUGUUAGUAAACAAAAUGAGGGCAGCAAUGACAUGAAACCUUCAGUGAAAGGACUAAUACUGAAACAAACAAAAAAGUUAGUGAAUACAAAACAUUGAGAGUUCAUAUUCUAUUGAUUAUUUCUUGUAUUAUUUAUUUGGUUUGUAUAAGAAUGAGUCUAUGACCAUGUGUAGAAUUUACUGAAACAAACAUCCUCAAUAUGCAUGAAAUAUUUGCCACUGGAUGUUAAGAAAGCAAGUAAUGGGAACAUUGUUUUCUAUAUUUAUUUUUGAAAGGAAUUUUUUCAAUGACAAAAUGGGCUAGCUAUCACUCUGUCUAAUACAUGUAUAAUUGGCCAUAGGAUAAAACAUUUCUAUUAACAGUUAUAUGUAUUGUUGUAAAGAGUGAGUUUCUUUGUAAACAAAGUAACUUUGAAUUUUAUUAUUUAAUAGUUAUUGACAUUAGAAUGAGUUAAAAGUAAAACACAAUAGAUUAGAAGUAAAUGCAUGGUAUAUUUGUAUGUUUAUAGAAUGUAUUACAUAGACUUUAGUGAGUGUUAAUUAUUACAUUUGUUUGAUGUGGUCUUGGAGUUCUAGAUUUUGUACUGUGUAUGUAUGUGACCAUUUUAAUGCCAGGAUAUUAGUACAAUAUGCUACAUUUCAAUGACAUUUUCAUUUGCUAGCAAACUCCUGUGGCAUUUUAUUUCCUUGUUUAGUAUAGUCUGAAAACUUAUUUAAAUCUGAUGUAUAAUUUAUCUUAUUUAAUGAAUUUGUAUAGGUUAAUCAUGUUAAUAUUAUGACACACAAGUUUUCAUCAAACUUUAUAAAAAUGAUACAGAAAAUGUUCAUUAGACCGUGAUAAUUUUCCUGUUAUUUAUGAUAUGACAAGAAUGAUGCCUACUACAAAAUUUACAAGGUUCCAAGCUGGUAAUCGUUUUGCUUUGAAAUCCAGUAAAGCAGGAUUUUUGUAGUUUUUUUUUAUAUUUUUCUUGUUAGUGAGCUUGGGAACUUAAACAGUACACCAAAUUCGAUAGAUAAUCUUUUCAAAAUAUUCAGUUUGUUUUAUUGUAAAAUUUCAUUGUUGAUGAAAUGCUCUCAUUUAAAUUUUUAAUCAUAUUUGACUGUAAAAUGUGAAGAUACAUUAACUUUUAAAAGUACUUCAUUAAAUGAUGAUACUUUACUUUCCUUUUUGAUUUAUGAUAAAUCAGAUUGUCAUGACUGCAGAAUUAUUAUGUGUUGAGAUAUAUAUGUA